ACCAUAACACAAUGCAAAAACAUCAUUACUGGAUCAGUUCAUCCUAUAGAUUGAUCCAUAAGAAAAGUAAGAGAAAAGAGAUAGGUGAAUGAGAAUGUUCAAGGUAUUAGGAAAAAAAAAAUAUUAGGAAAUUCUAAAAAUGAAUAUACUUUCGGGGGGAAAAAACGAGUUCAUUUUCCCAAAAAUUACAUGAAACUUUGGUCCUUAUAACAACUCUAUAGUUGUGCGAUAAGAAAGACAGAGUUCUAAAAUAGGGUAGGAACAGUUAUUACAAUGAACAGUGUUUCUUUGUGAAUGCUUGAACUUUGGAAAUAUGGCACGAGAGCAUUGAUUAAAAGGAUAGUUAAAGUGAGUCGGGCAAGAUUGGGAAUGGUUCCGCAUGCAAAAACCCAUCGACAAAUGUCUUCCCGGACUUGACUCCAAAAACGCUUUUCUUCCAUUUUGACAAGCUUCAUGUGAGAGGCUUAGUAGGACAAAGGUUUUGGGAGAAAAAAGUCUCUAGUUCCGAAGCCUCAUUUAAUUGCCCGAAUAAAAUAUAAGGGAUGCUGUUAGUAGCGUUCAUUUAUUCCACGUACGUGGCAGCUCGAGUUUUCCGGCGAAGAAGAUGUCGUGGUUCCACUUUGACCGUAGUACUUUUUUUUUUUUUCCAUCUCAUUUCAAUUGAACUCUUGUGCGAGAAAUGGCGGGAUGUGAUUUAGAAUUCAGAAGCAAACAAGACACUGCUAACAAACAAACAAACAAGGCAACUAUAGGCUCUCGGCCUUACUGCCGUCUGUUCUUGCAACACCGUAUCUCUCUUUAGAAUUCUUUGACAGCCUUUCCUACUUCCAUAUUAGUGAACCUCAUUACUAUAUGUUUAUAUACAUACUAUUCGUAUUAUCGACUCUCCUCAACGCCACUUACCAGGAGGCUAGCACAGUCCCAGUGAGUAUGAAUGGGGCCUGCCGAGCUCCUGAGUCUUCUUUGACCUCCUUCCUUCCUAUCAGCCUUUUUUUUUUCUUUUCCCCAACUACCCUACGGCAACCACUCCCCUGAAUGCCAAUAACUGUAGUAAUACGCUCCACUGGUCAGCACAUGGCAUGGCCAUGCCACCACAUGGUGGUGCCAUGCAUGCAUGUCAGUGGUCUUCCUGUACCCUCGAAGUGUUGACUCGUCUCAUUAUUGUCCUCACAAACUGACCUCGUUUUUGUACUCGUAGAGGCGCCCUAGAGCCGUCAUUUCCUGCAAAACUCUACGUGGAACAAGUAGGGAGUGGUUCAAGUGAAUGUGGUAUGCUACCGAACGAUUCUUGUAGGCGAUCUACACCCCAGCCGUUCCCAUGAAGAAGCCUCACCUAAAAUGUCUCUGUUCUCUGGUUGCUGCGACCUAUUCCACCACUUCCGAUAUCCUAUCUUAACCAAAUCAAUCACGAUUCGGAUCAGUUAGUUGAGAUUCACGUACCCUUGCGACACAAAAAAGUAAAGUUUCUGUGAGAGAAUUGGAGUCGAUAUUUUUCUCGCUUUUCUUGGGGGUUAUGAUGGAUCCCAGACGUCGAUCGGAUUGCAAUGCCCCACCCAUGGCUGAUCUGUCCCACACACGAGACAGGUGAGCUCCACCCUUCCCCAAGUCUCCCUCGACCUCAUCGCCCACUCCAAUAUAUGCUAAAAAUGCGGCAGCAACCUCCCAUGUUCAGUUAGACAACAGAGAUUCCAGUGCGGGAGAGGAGGUAUCAAAACAGAAUGGAGUCAUCCGGCGCCGACUCCUCCUCCUCCCCCUCCCCUCCGCCCCCCGUCCAACGGGACAACCUUGCCCCAAGCUGCGACGACGCGCCACCUCCUCCGGCCACGUCACUUGGCCGCGUCAAGCUUAUGGUCAGCUACGGCGGCCGCAUCCAGCUCCGCCCUCACGACAGCAGCAGGCUCUCCUACGUCGGAGGUGAGACCAAGAUCCUCUCCCUCGACCGUUCCGCCCGCCUCCCCGCCCUCCUCACCAAGCUGGCAUCCCUUGCCCGCUUUUCCGCCCCUCUCUGCCUCAAGUACCAGCUCCCCGGUGAGGAUCUCGACGCCCUCGUCUCCGUCAUCGACGACGGCGACCUCGACCACAUGAUGACUGAGUACGACUGCCUCUGCUGCACCUCCUCCUCCUCCAAGCCGUCGCCCCGCCUCCGCCUCCGCCUGUUCCUCUUUCCCGUGUGGCCCCCUCCCCCGCGCCCCUCUGCCGCCCUUCUCGUUACCCUCAACCCCGUCCCCGCCCACCCUCCUCCUCCUCCUGCAACUCCAAUUGUGCCGGAGGCCUCGCCGAGCCCUGACUUCCUUUUCGGCCUCGACCAGGGCUUCGUCCCUGCCACGGCGGUGAAGGUCACCACAGAUCCUAAGCAGCGGCCACCGUUGCUAGAAAGCCUUCCCCUCUCAAAGCCCGAUCUGGCCAAGGAUGACCCCGAGCAGCCGAUCGGGACUGGUGCUGAUACCGUCGCCCCCGCCGUUGCCGUGGUCUUGGCAGGGGAGAUCCAAGCACAGAUUCCGGAGCUACAAACGCUAAAUAUCGCCGAGAACGCUCGGCCGCCGAUUCCACGCAACAGCAGCGAGGAGACCCUACGUAAGAUAUGCCCCCUAGAACACCAUGUUUCAAGAGCGCCUGAGAAGCCAACACCGGCGCCACCACCCUCCCCAGCGUUGUACUGGCUGGAGCAAAGCGGAGCGACGUCGGGUGGCAAGUACGCCUCCUUGGCUCCCGGCGUCGAUCAGACGGUGUACCUAGUCCCGGCAUCACCGGCGGUCUACCCAGGGUUCUUCCCUACGGUGCGUAGUGUGGUACCAUCGGAAGCCUACAACGAGGCGCCGGCGAAGGUGGUGGGAGGCGUUGGCGGAGCAAUGCCGGGCCCGGAGGUCUAUGCAGGGGGGCAGUUGGCGUACGGGCGGGUGGUCUACUACCCCAGCGUGGCGCCCACGUUUCCGACGGUCACGAGCGUUGCCCUCAAUCCGGCCGAUAAAACCGUGAAACCUUCAGCUUGAUCGAGUCAAAAAAACGAAAGAAAAGUCUUCUCCUUCCUUUUUCUUUUGUGUCUCCCUUUCAUAGUUUUUGUUAGUUUACUCCUACGGGUUUGCAGUCGUCUAUGUUCGUAAAUAUGCACGAAUCGAUGUUAGUAGAGGUGGGUUUUUAUAUUAGUCAUGAGUUAGAUGGGGAGUACGAUGGGUCCGUCUGAGUAAGGGCUUUUGAUGAUGAUGUAUCUUGAGAUUGACGGUUGGCGGCCAAGUGUGGGGAAAUUUUGGAAGGGCUUAGCUUUCUUUUCCUACCUACCUUUCCACCACAUUCUUCUCACCUACCUCUCCUUUGGCUAAUCAUCCGUCGUUCGUCAGAAAAUAAAGGGGUGAUGCUGAAGCAGUCAGGCAAACUCAUCGAGGUUUUGGAAUUCCUGUAUUUGCCAUUCCACGUAGCGUCAUGCGUCUUAAUGCCGUUUAAGGUGUCCGAUCUUAUCCUUAAAAAUGUGAUCACUUAAAUUUUCUUUUC
This is a messenger RNA of Musa acuminata AAA Group (dessert banana), 3486 nucleotides long. RefSeq lists its product as uncharacterized. The transcript has a single exon. The record is from RefSeq and is a predicted model, not a curated record. Lineage: Eukaryota; Viridiplantae; Streptophyta; Magnoliopsida; Zingiberales; Musaceae. Gene Ontology annotation, molecular function: protein binding. Bases 1719 to 2990 code for a protein of 423 amino acids.